Messenger RNA from Sphaeramia orbicularis (orbiculate cardinalfish), 2403 nucleotides. RefSeq names its product cleavage and polyadenylation specificity factor subunit 3. Gene Ontology annotation, molecular function: RNA binding; RNA endonuclease activity; 5'-3' RNA exonuclease activity. Gene Ontology annotation, cellular component: mRNA cleavage and polyadenylation specificity factor complex. The record is from RefSeq and is a predicted model, not a curated record. Gene Ontology annotation, biological process: mRNA 3'-end processing by stem-loop binding and cleavage. Bases 114 to 2186 code for a protein of 690 amino acids. NCBI's taxonomy places the organism in Eukaryota, Metazoa, Chordata, Actinopteri, Kurtiformes, Apogonidae. The transcript is spliced from 18 exons.
UGUGCCGCUAAGAAAACGUCGCCUCCCCCCAUUCAUUCAUGAUUCGAUGCAUAAUGUUUGGAUCCGUUUAUUUAUCUUCAGAUUUUUAAAUUAAACCAGUCACUUUAUUAAAAAUGGCUGCAAAGCGAAAAGUAGAGGUGAUUGUCCCCGCUGAGGAAAGCGACCAGCUCUUAAUUCGACCAUUGGGCGCUGGUCAGGAAGUUGGGAGGUCUUGUAUUAUCCUGGAGUUCAAAGGAAGGAAAAUAAUGCUGGACUGUGGCAUUCACCCUGGCUUGGAAGGAAUGGAUGCACUCCCCUACAUAGAUUUGAUCGAUCCAGCAGAGAUUGACCUGCUGCUAAUCAGCCAUUUCCAUCUGGACCACUGUGGAGCUCUGCCUUGGUUCCUCCAGAAGACCAGCUUUAAAGGCAGAACCUUCAUGACCCAUGCCACUAAAGCCAUCUACCGCUGGCUCCUGUCCGACUAUGUCAAAGUCAGCAACAUUUCUGCAGACGACAUGCUGUACACAGAGACUGACUUGGAGGAGAGCAUGGAUAAGAUCGAGACCAUCAACUUCCACGAGGUCAAGGAAGUGGCUGGGAUCAAGUUCUGGUGCUACCACGCUGGCCAUGUUCUCGGAGCUGCUAUGUUCAUGAUUGAAAUAGCUGGAGUCAAGCUGCUGUACACUGGAGACUUCUCCCGACAAGAGGACAGGCAUCUGAUGGCAGCUGAGAUCCCCAGUGUCAAACCUGACAUCCUGAUCAUAGAGUCGACCUAUGGCACCCACAUCCAUGAAAAGAGGGAGGAGCGUGAAGCUCGGUUCUGUAACACCGUCCACGACAUCGUCAACAGAGAAGGACGAUGUUUAAUCCCUGUUUUCGCUUUAGGUCGAGCUCAGGAACUGCUGCUAAUCCUGGAUGAGUAUUGGCAGAAUCACCCGGAGCUCCAUGACAUCCCCAUCUACUACGCUUCAUCUCUGGCCAAGAAGUGCAUGGCUGUGUACCAGACGUACGUCAACGCAAUGAACGACAAGAUCCGCAAGGCCAUCAACAUCAACAACCCAUUUGUCUUCAAACACAUCAGCAACCUCAAGAGCAUGGAUCACUUUGACGACAUCGGCCCCAGUGUGGUCAUGGCGUCUCCAGGGAUGAUGCAGAGCGGUCUGUCCAGGGAACUGUUUGAAAGCUGGUGCACUGACAAGAGGAAUGGAGUCAUCAUUGCUGGAUACUGCGUGGAGGGAACGUUGGCCAAGCACAUCAUGUCUGAGCCGGAGGAGAUCACCACCAUGUCAGGACAGAAGCUCCAGCUGAAGAUGUCGGUGGAUUACAUCUCCUUUUCUGCUCACACCGACUACCAGCAGACCAGCGAGUUCAUCCGGGCUCUGAAACCGCCGCAUGUGAUCCUGGUCCACGGGGAGCAGAAUGAGAUGGCCCGGCUGAAGGCGGCACUCAUCAGGGAGUACGAGGACAACGACCAGGUCCACAUCGAAGUCCACAACCCACGUAACACUGAAGCCGUCACCCUCAACUUCAGAGGAGAGAAACUGGCCAAGGUGAUGGGUUCUCUGGCCGAUAAGAAGUGUGCCCAGGGCCAGAGGGUGUCGGGCAUCCUGGUGAAGAAGAACUUCAACUACCACAUCCUCAACCCCUCAGACCUGUCAACGUACACAGAGUUGGCCAUGAGCACCGUUAAACAGACCCAGGCCAUCCCUUUCACUGGACCGUACUCACUGCUCGUCUGCCAUCUGAGGAACCUCACCGGUGAUGUAGAGGAACUAGAGGGAACAGAGAAGAACACGUUGAAGAUCUUUAAAAGCAUCACUCUGAUCCACGAGGUUGGCAUGGUGCUGCUGGAGUGGAUCGCGAACCCUUUAAAUGACAUGUACGCAGAUGCGAUCACCACAGUAGUGCUGGAGGUCCAGUCGAAUCCAAAAGCUCAAAAAGUUAUGGAAACACAGAGCACAAUCAUGGACAUGGAUGUCUUCCAGACCCGGUUAGAAGUCAUGCUGCAGGACAUGUUUGGGGAGGAAUGUGUAGAUUUCAGUGACGGUAGAAACAUCGCUGUGACUGUAGAUGGGAAGACGGUUCACAUCUGUGUGGAAACAAGGUCGGUGUGCUGCGAGGACGAGUGCACAGAGGACGACUCGCUGAGAGAGAUGGUGGAGUUGGCGGUUCAGCGACUCUACGACGCCCUCAACCCUGUUAUUUAAGGUGUAAACAUCUGCAGAGACAUUUAGAAGCAUUUAAUGACUGAAUAAGGGCUGGGGUUAUUUAGACUUCAUUAUCACAGAUGGAAGAAUAGAAGGAGAAAUGAGCAAUUUGUACAUGAAGGCUGAAAACAGGACCCUGAGGCCAGUCAAGACCACAGCUGUAGGGGUGUCGCUAUAUAUCUGGUGCUUUCUCCGAUUUGUUGUUAUUAAUGUAGUU